AUGCUCAAUGAGACUAUCACCGCGUGGGCCUAUCAGACUGCCAUGGUUGACCUCCGGCAGGGCGACGCCCGCGAGAACAUAUUGACGCAAGGCGAGGCGAUCUGGGCUCGGCGGUUCAGGAGCAUUAAGGAGGCUAUCGACGCCGUGCUGGGACAAUUCUCAUACCAUGGCCAUCCUCUCCAAUACGUGGGAAGUCUGAGUCACGGCAUUCGAGGACAUCAUAAGGGAACUACCGUCAUCAAUCUGGACGACUUCGAUGUCGACCUCUUUGUGGCACAUGCUGAGGAGUGGCGCAGGCACCUGCCCGUGAUACGAGAACAAUUCCCGGAUAAUUUCAGCAAUGGAAAGAUACACUCAUUAGGAACCCAUAUGCAUGAGUUACAGAACCUCAGUUAUGCGGUAGGCCAUGCAUUAGCUGCGAAUCUUACAGGCAGGGUCAAAAAGUCAAGGAGAUUUAUUGGGAAUACGGAAAUUGUGCUUCGCGAAAUAGGCGCGUAUUAG
Molecule: messenger RNA, 501 nt
Organism: Aspergillus lentulus
Lineage: Eukaryota; Fungi; Ascomycota; Eurotiomycetes; Eurotiales; Aspergillaceae
Source: RefSeq, a predicted model, not a curated record